Didymosphaeria variabile is the source of this 1083-nucleotide messenger RNA. RefSeq lists its product as uncharacterized. Bases 1 to 1083 code for a protein of 360 amino acids. Gene Ontology annotation, molecular function: misfolded protein binding. The record is from RefSeq and is a predicted model, not a curated record. Gene Ontology annotation, cellular component: i-AAA complex. NCBI's taxonomy places the organism in Eukaryota, Fungi, Ascomycota, Dothideomycetes, Pleosporales, Didymosphaeriaceae. The transcript has 3 exons. Gene Ontology annotation, biological process: protein quality control for misfolded or incompletely synthesized proteins.
AUGAAAGCUCACCACCACAGCAUCUUUGCCCUCGCCGGCUGGGGUGCAUACUACAUCCCUUGGUAUUAUCACAAUGUCAUCCAGAAGCCCUACCACAAUUUCCCCGAACCCGUCGCAAAGAAACUCCGCCGAGCGAUAUUCUACAGCAGAGGGCAACACCUAGACAUCAGAGAGGCGAACAAGUACUUUCGCCAAGCGCUGCAACUGGCCACCGAAAUGGGCAUGGAUCCGUUCAGCGACGAGAUUAUGGGCGUCAAGUAUGCCAUCGCGGCUCUUUUUGAAGAACAAGGCUAUCAUGCCAUGGCAUGCGACGUGUUGGAGAUCAUGCGUGCCGACACCCAACGCUGGAUUGACGAGUUCAGCGACAAGCAUGUUGAAGAUGGCGACCGGUCACGCGUCAAGAAGAACAUGGUGCAGAUCAAUCUCAAGCUUGGGCAACUAUACGACUGCCCAUAUGUAAACGAACCGAAGGAUGCCGAAAAGCGCCUAAUAGAUGCUGUAGAACGCACAUUGGGGGAGCUGCAGCGACGUGAGAAAGAAGGCGUCAAGCAAGGAGAAGGCGAUUGGAUGACCAACGAGGAGAUAGGUGCUACGCUAGAAGCACUCGGCCAGCAUUACGAACAGAACGACUCGCACUACCUCGCCUUACCGCUCUUCCUGCGAGCGCUUGAGCUCUGUCCACCCACGUCAUGUCACGGCGUCGUGCUAAUGAACAACAUCUCCACAUGUCUCGCCCAGCAGACACCGCCACCCGCUUCGCUGACUUCGUCGUCACUGUCCUCCUUCCCAAGCACACCGGCGCCCCCGCGCACCGCACUUGUAGACCAAGCACGCCAAUGGGCAGACAAAGCGCUUCAACGAGCGGGCUCGAUUACGGACCCAGAUGAGGAGUGUAACAUUGGAUGCGCUGUGGCUACACAUAAUCUUGGAGAAUUUUACGAGAUGGAAGGCAAGAUACAGGACGCGCGACGGAAAUACAAGGACGCUGAGCAACUUGCAAAGAAGAUCAGCUUCCGGGAGGGACAGGCCAAUGCUAAAGCAGGCAUCGAAAGGUUAAAAGAGCUAGAGAAGGCUCAACAAUAA